Molecule: messenger RNA, 1041 nt
Organism: Exophiala dermatitidis NIH/UT8656
Lineage: Eukaryota; Fungi; Ascomycota; Eurotiomycetes; Chaetothyriales; Herpotrichiellaceae
Product: protein phosphatase
Exons: 4
Coding region: 132-944 (270 amino acids)
Biological process (GO): 7-methylguanosine RNA capping; 7-methylguanosine cap hypermethylation
Cellular component (GO): nucleus
Molecular function (GO): RNA cap trimethylguanosine synthase activity
Source: RefSeq, a predicted model, not a curated record
UGAUCUUGAAUACAAUUGAAUUUAAGAACAACCACGAAGUCGCCAUCCACUUUUCAUUCAGAAUACCUAGUACGCAAUUCAUCUUAUUUUACAUCCUCCGUAAGCUGUCUUGCGCGUUGCCAUGUCAAAUAAUGGCGCGAAAGAGAAAAUGCAUUGAUCGCUACACUCAAUCAAACGAGCCUCCCCGGAAGAAGCGCGUGUCCACCACUCCUCUCCCGGAUGGAGUGCAUCACUAUCAGACAGUGGAGGAAGUCCCCUGGGAUUUACAAAAGUAUUGGCACCAAGGAUACUCAAUCUUUUCCAAGUAUGACGAUGGAGUGUGGAUGACAGAUGAUGCUUGGUUCGGCGUGACCCAUGAGUCUGUCGCAAACAAAAUCGCCCAGCAUGUGGCCGAGGCUCUACCGCCCAAGAGGUCAAUCAUCAUUGAUGCGUUCUGCGGCGUUGGGGGGAACACGAUUGCUUUCGCCCUUUCUGGCAAAUUCAAAAGAGUUUACGCAAUCGAGAAAGACGCUGCCACUCUGGCGUGUGCCAAACACAACGCCGAGAUCUACGGCGUGGCGGAUCGGAUCACCUGGUUUCAUGGUGACUGUUUCGAAAUCCUGGGCGCCAGCGGCAAGACAGAGAAUACGGUGGAAGCCCUCAGUGCGAUUACCGGACAGUUUGGGGUCAUUUUCGCAAGCCCGCCUUGGGGAGGCCCUGGCUACCGCAAUGCCGACGUUUUCGACCUCGAAUCAAUGGAGCCCUAUAGCUUCGGCCACCUCUACGAUUCCUUCGCAAAGUUGACUCCCAAUGUUGUGCUUUACCUCCCGAGAACGAGUGAUCUGCGUCAGAUUGCCGCAAGGGUUGAGCCGGGCAAGAAGGUGCAAAUUGUGCAUUACUGUACGAAUGGCACCAGCCGGGCCUUGUGUGCGUAUCUGGGAGACUGGGCACCGUUAAAGCUGUAAUGCCACCAGAUGGGGCGAUUAUGAUUAUAAUCGGGUGCAAUGGCGCAACGGAUGUACUAUGGCUAUUCUAAUUCGAAUAUGAAAGUUGUUCACGAGA